Pundamilia nyererei is the source of this 1040-nucleotide messenger RNA. Its product is annotated as protocadherin alpha-4-like. Gene Ontology annotation, biological process: homophilic cell-cell adhesion. The transcript has a single exon. Lineage: Eukaryota; Metazoa; Chordata; Actinopteri; Cichliformes; Cichlidae. The record is from RefSeq and is a predicted model, not a curated record. Gene Ontology annotation, molecular function: calcium ion binding. Gene Ontology annotation, cellular component: plasma membrane. The annotation marks the transcript as partial.
UACAUUGUGCGAUCAUCGCUUUGUCCUUUACUUCUUAUAUACACGGAAAUCUGGAUUCUGCCACUCUAAUUUCACCUUGAAGACUACGAUCCAUAUGCUGUGCUCGCACAGGAUAGAAAAUGUCGACAGGGAGGAUACGCAGUUCUUUUGGGAUUUAUGUAGUCGUUGUUCUUUUGGAUUGCUGCUGGCAAGUGGUGACUGGGCAGCUCUCUUACUCUGUAUCAGAGGAGGUAAACCCGGGGACUACUGUGGGAAAUCUCGCUAAAGAUCUAAAUCUUAACGUGCAUGACUUGAGGACGCGUAAGUUUCAGAUUGUUAGCGGAUCAAAGAGAAAUUAUUUCGAUAUAAAUUUGAAAACGGGUAGUCUCUAUGUCAGUGAAAGAAUCGACCGUGAAGAGCUUUGCGCAAAAGCUGCAAUAUGUACUGUUAGCGUAGAGGCCGUGAUCAACAAUCCACUGAAGCUUUAUCGUUUAGAUGUAAAUGUAGUCGAUAUUAAUGAUAAUGUGCCACAUUUUCCUGAGAAUUUGCAGUAUCUUAAUAUUGCGGAAAGUACUGUGCCAGGGGGGAAAUUUGGAUUUAUAGGGGCAUCGGAUCUUGACGUUGGAAAGAAUGACGUUAGUUCAUACAAGUUGAGUCAAAAUGAUUACUUUUCUUUAGAGGUCCACAAAGGAAGGGAUAGUGUGUCUGCCGAGCUGGUGCUACAGAAAGCUCUAGACCGAGAAACACAACCUACUGUUAAUCUUACAGUGACUGCUGUCGACAGCGGAAACCCACCCAAGUCAGGAACAUUGCAAAUCAUUAUAAAUGUCUUAGACAAUAAUGACAACGCUCCGGUUUUCAGUAGCGCUUUGUAUAAAACACAGAUUCAUGAAAAUCUACCAAUGGGUAAAACAAUUAUAUUUUUAAAUGCAACAGACGCAGAUGACGGAUUAAAUGCUGAAACUGAAUAUUCUUUUAGAAGUAAAGGUCAGGAUCAUGUUUUAAAUGUAUUUCAAAUAGACUCUAAAACGGGAGCGAUUUCAAUAAAAGGUAAAAUCGAU